UGGAGUGUGAGAGGCGCUCAGAGAGACUCAAAACAGUGAGGCGGAGCUGGGAGUGAAUCAGCGACUGAAGCCUGACUUAACUCAGAACCUCCACACACUCGCUUACAAGAGCAGGAAAUUCCCCGGCAGAUAAAGCCCAGGAGGGGCGUCGAGCGCGUCCUAAGGCUAACCAGCUAUAGGAGGAGGACAGAGAGGCUUGUGACGGAUCGGUCCGGACUCGAUAUCAGGACGGGCAGUAGAGGAGCACAAAGCCGGUGGAGUGUCUCUGGAGCGGCUGAGAUCAGCCCAGCACCCCCCCCACAUACACACACACACACACACACACACACACCCGGCCUGCUGCUCUUAGCCUGUUGCUGCUGUGAUCUCAUCAUUACAGCCCUCGCAUUUCUCAGCGACACACGCGUCUGUAAGUAGUUUCGAGGUGUUUUGUCUUUGUUUAGAGGCUGGCUUGUUGUUUUGUAGCGGUUGGUGGUCUACAGCGCUCUGCAGCUGGCUAAUCAGUUAGCUGUAGCAUACCGUCGUGUCCACAGCAGCCUCACGGGCACGAUGUAGUUUGAUUAUUGGACCUCAUUUUAUUAAUACAAGACACAACAUGCGUGAUAAAAGAGCGCGUGACAUGAACCAACGAGUUUGGCAUAUUUAAUCUCCGCUUCUUCUCCAUGCUAACGCGGAGUCACUUAACGUUAUUCCGUGCGACACAAUCUCUCGUGUAAUUCGACGAGGAGCUGUUUAUGCUGCAAAACUGUGUACAGCACAUAAAAUGUGUGUUUUAUUGACUUCACGUGGCUUAUGUUGAACCGAACUGAAUCUGCUGAGUAACUCGGCUUGUGUAUGAGGAGAUAUUUAAUGGAAGGCUGACUGGACUGAUCAUCUGGAUGUCCCCUGCUAUCAUUGGAGUUAGUGUACAUUUGCAGGAGAAUCGUUCGCACAGGGACUUUUAUUGGACUGGUUUUGGUGGAUAAAGGCCAGGGAGUUAGACACGCCAGGACCAGCCUGGAUCCCCAUCAUUUGGCUGCUUGAGUGAGUCCCCGAUGCGGAGGGGCUGAGUGCUCCGGGACAUGCUGAAGUGUAUCCCGCUGUGGCGGUGUAACCGUCACGUUGAGUCCGUGGAUAAGCGGCACUGCUCGCUCACUGCGGUGCCCGAUGAGAUCUACCGCUACAACCGCAGUCUGGAGGAACUGCUCCUGGACGCCAACCAGCUGAGAGAGCUGCCCAAGCCUUUCUUCAGACUGCACAAUUUGCGAAAGCUGGGCCUCAGUGACAAUGAGAUUCAAAAAUUAUCACCCGACAUUGCCAACUUCACGCACCUGGUGGAGAUGGACAUCUCCAGAAAUGAUAUUUCUGAGAUUCCCGAAAACAUUAAAUUCUGUCAGGCCUUGGAGAUGGCAGACUUCAGCGGAAACCCCUUGUCCAGGUUGCCUGAUGGCUUCACACAGCUCAGAGGACUGGCUCACCUAUCACUCAAUGACGUGUCGCUGCAGUCUCUACCCAAUGACAUUGGAAACUUGUCAAACCUGGUGACUCUAGAGCUGAGGGAGAAUCUACUGAAAUCUUUGCCCUCCUCUCUUUCCUUCCUGGUUAAACUGGAACAGCUGGAUCUGGGAAGCAAUGUACUGGAAGUUUUGCCUGACACACUUGGGGCACUGCCCAAUCUUCGUGAACUUUGGUUGGACAGAAACCAGCUCUCCUCACUACCUCCUGAGCUGGGGAACCUGCGGCAGCUGGUUUGCUUGGACGUGUCAGAGAACCGUCUAUCAGAGCUUCCCACAGAGAUCAGUGGCCUUAUCGCCCUCACAGACCUGCUGCUCUCUGAGAACCUCCUGGAAGUCUUGCCGGACAGCAUUGGCUCACUUAAGAAGUUGUCCAUUCUGAAAGUGAACCAGAACCGCUUAGUGCAUCUCACAGACUCUAUUGGCAAGUGUGAGAACCUGACAGAGCUUAUGUUGACUGAGAACCUUCUCCAGUCCCUCCCUCGCUCACUUGGGAAGCUGAAGAAUUUGACCAACUUGAAUGUGGACCGAAACCGCUUGAGCAGCGUGCCAGCAGAACUGGGAGGUUGUGUCAGCCUGAACGUGCUCUCCCUCAGAGAUAACCGUUUGGGAAAACUACCUUCUGAGCUCGCCAAUGCAACAGAAUUACACGUGCUGGACGUGGCAGGCAACAGGUUGCAGAAUUUACCCUUCGCAUUGGCCAAUCUGAACCUGAAGGCCAUGUGGCUGGCAGAGAACCAGUCUCAACCCAUGCUGAAGUUCCAGACAGAGGAUGAUGAGCGGACUGGAGAAAAAGUUCUCACCUGCUACCUGCUGCCUCAGCAAACCUCAUCGAGCCUUGAGAAUCUACUGGACAGGAGUGUCGAUGAAACCUGGCCCACAGACACUAAUUUGAACAGAGUAUCGGUCAUUCAGUUCCAGGAUGACUCUAAACACGAAGAGGAAGAUGAGGAGACUGCGGCAGAGAAUAGGCAGGGUCUUCAGAGGAGAGCCACACCACAUCCCAAUGAGUUAAAGGUGAUGAAGAAUGUCAUUGAAGCCAGAAGAAAUGAGGCUUAUACAGCCAAGCCAGAUGAGGAUCUGGAGUCCCCGGACUCUGAGGAGAAACGGUUGAGUGGGCUGUCCAAUCAAAGUCAUGAUUCUCAGACAUCCAGUAGCACCGCCUCUCAGGAAGAGAAGCGGGGUAUCAACAAUACAGGUGUGGAGAUUAAUGAUGGACAUGGUCAAGAGGAGGAGGAGCUGGAUGAGAUGGAGGUGGAGUAUACUGAGCCUACUGUGCACUUUGCUGAAGAGCCCAUCAUCCGUGGCGGUGAUGAGGAGGAAGAAGAUGAAAAUGAAGAAGACAAUGAAGAUGCGGAAAGGAGCGAUGAGUACUCUCGAACGCCACCUUUUCCUGCAGAGAAACAGCGGCUCAUACGUAAAGACACACCACACUACAAAAAGCACUUCAAGAUCACCAAGCUGCCCAAACCAGAGACUGUCGCCGCCCUGCUGCAAGGCUUCAGUCAUGACGGCUUCUCACCUAAUACUCACACCCCUGAGGACGAGAGGAAUGGUGAGGAGGAGGAGGAGGAGGAUGAGGGAGGAGUAACGGUCAAUACCCCUUUUCAGCACAGACUAGAAGCAGCUGAGCUAGAAGACAGCAGGCUGAGUCAGAUGAACUCGUCCCUGCAGCCAGUGAAGGGGGUGUCAUUUGAUCAAGUCAAUAAUCUGCUGAUUGAGCCUGCUCGAAUUGAGGAGGAAGAGCUGACCCUGUCUAUCCUGAGACAGACCGGUGGGUUAGGCAUCAGCAUAGCAGGGGGGAAAGGAUCUACGCCCUAUAAGGGUGAUGACGAGGGUAUUUUCAUCUCUAGAGUGUCAGAAGAGGGCCCUGCUGCUCGUGCUGGAGUCAAAGUGGGAGACAAACUUCUUGAGGUGAACGGAGUAGACCUGCACGGAGCGGAGCAUCACACAGCUGUCGAGGCCUUGCGCAACUCGGGGGCAGCCUUGGUUAUGACCGUUCUGAGGGAACGCAUGGUUGAACCAGAGAACGCCGUCACCACCACGCCAUUGAGACCAGAAGAUGAUUAUUUCCCCCGGGAGAGACGGUCCAGUGGGCUGCCUUUCCUCCUGGACUCUGCCUCACCUGCUGUCAGCACUGGUCCUGCGCUGCAACUAGCCACUUGUCUGGUCCGCAACGAUAAAGGUUUAGGGUUCAGCAUUGCUGGAGGGAAAGGGUCAACCCUGUACCGAGUAGGAGACACAGGAAUCUUCAUCUCUCGUAUUGCUGAAGGAGGAGCUGCUCACAGAGACAAUAUCCUGCACGUGGGAGACAGGGUCAUAUCAAUCAAUGGUGUAGACAUGACAGAGGCCAGACAUGACCAGGCAGUAGCGCUGCUUACCGGCACUUCCCCCACCAUCACCCUCCUGGUCGAACGGGACCAGGCCAGUGCAGGGGGUGCCUCCCCUCGAACUCGACCUCAUUCGCCCCCUCCUCCAGAGCCAUCUGACUCACCUGAGCAAGAGGAAGGAGAUGAGCAUCUUGGAAACCAUCUCAACUGCCCCAUGGAAGAUGAAUACCCCAUUGAGGAAGUGACCCUGAUCAAAGCAGGUGGUCCCUUGGGUCUGAGCAUUGUAGGGGGUAGCGACCAUGCCAGCCACCCUUUUGGAAUUAAUGAGCCUGGGGUGUUCAUCUCAAAGGUCAUCCCCAAUGGCUUGGCCUCUGAGAGUGGACUUCGCGUGGGCGAUCGUAUAUUGGAGGUGAACGCCAUCGACCUAAGACAUGCCACACAUCAGGAAGCUGUUAGAGCCCUGCUAUCCAACAAGCAGGAUAUCCGCAUGCUUGUGCGCAGAGAUCCCUCGCCCCCUGGCAUGCAGGAGAUUGUCAUCCACAAGCAGCCUGGAGAAAAGCUGGGCAUCAGCAUCAGGGGAGGAGCUAAAGGCCAUGCAGGCAACCCCUUUGACCCCACAGAUGAGGGCAUCUUCAUUUCCAAGGUGAGCUCCAGCGGUGCUGCUGCACGAGAUGGCCGACUGCGGGUGGGCAUGCGUGUUCUUGAGGUGGGCAACAACAGUCUGCUGGGUAUGACACACACGGAAGCAGUGAGGGUCUUGCGUGCUGCCGGUGACUCCUUGGUCAUGCUUGUGUGUGAUGGCUUUGACCCAAGAAACGCUGCAGGCAUAGAGGCAUCCCCUGGUGUUAUUGCGAACCCGUUUGCGGCAGGUAUUGUUCGUAAGAACAGUAUGGAGAGCAUCUCAUCAGUAGACAGAGACCUGAGUCCUGAAGAGAUUGACAUCAUGCAGAAGGAGGUAGAGAUGGUGAGGGAGACGUCCCAGUGGGAACGGGAGGAGAUGGAAAAAGUGGAGCGUAUGCGCUUGGAGCGCGAGGAGGCAACUCGUUUGCUGGUGGAGGAAACUGAGAAUUUGAGCACUGGACCAUUGAAACUGGACUACAAGACACUGGCUGCUCUUCCUACCACUAGCCUACAGAAAGUUAAUAGAUCUUCACCGUCUGAGCCUCACAGGAUUGACAGUCCUGUCCGAGAUGCUGCAUACUCUCCACACAACUCACUGUCAAACAUUAAUUUCCCUUCAAAUGCAAACACUAAGGAUAAUACAUCAACUAAACCUGGUGCCAUCCAGCCUCUCUCUCGGGGGCGACCCGCUGUAUCUCCAGCCAGUCAGGAUGGCCACAGCAGUCCCAACCCUUUCCAGCAUGGCCUCUCUCCCAUCAGCUCUCAGACCACUCCUCGUGCCCCAUCCCCUGACACACAUGAGGAAUACCCCAUCAAUAUCAAGCAGGUAUAUAAGGCCUUCGCAGCUGUGCCACACUCCCUGGCUGUACUGGAACCCCCACAGGAUCUUUACUCUCCACGGAACAAUUUCAGCCCAAAGCAACCAUCACCAGAGCCUGAGCUGAAUAAUGAGGUGUUUGUGGAUGAGGCUGAGGGCAGUGGUCCUCUCAGGCCUCAUCCCUCCCUCUCAUCUGACCGCCACGAGUACAGGAGCCUGGCAGCCGUGCCACGCUUGUCUCGCCCCUCAGUGGAGUUGAAGACCCCCUCCUCUAUUGGCAGAGAUGUCCCAGAGCAGCGCUCCUUCAGAGACAGGCAGAAAUAUUUUGAGAUUGACGUGAAGCAGCAGACACCAGACAAACCCAAACCUCGCAUCUCACUUGUGGGAGAAGAUGACUUGAAGAAAAUGAAAGAGGAAGAAGCAAAGCGAAUUGAACAAAGGACACAAGAGUAUAUGCUGGAUGAAGAUGAGGAGGAUGAGGAGGAAGAUCUGGCGAAGCAGGUGGCAGAUAUGAAGGCUCACGGAAAGGUUGUCCUUGAUGGUGUGGAGUACAAGGUUGAGAGCUUAGGAAGCCACAGUUCCCCAUCUCUGAGGCAGUGUGCCACAACGCCCACCCACUGUGGCAGCUCAGGUCCCUCCUCCGUGGACGGUAAAGGAGACUCUCAGCGGAAUUCAAUGGAAGACAGCUUCAGACUGGAACAGAGACCCAACUCCAUGACGGGUUUGAUCCCAGUUUAUCCCGGUGAAUCUGUGGCUCCCAUUCGGACGGCCAAAGCAGAGCGUAGGCAACAAGAGCGAUUACGCAUGCAGAGCCCAGAGCUUGCUGUCGCCCUGGACAAGGAGCUGUCGCCUGCUGAAAAACGAGCCCUGGAGGCAGAGAAGAGGGCCAUGUGGAGAGCAGCCAGGAUGAAGUCUCUAGAGCAGGAUGCUUUGAAGGCCCAGAUGGUCAUUGCCAAGUCUAAAGAGGGGAAGAAGCGUGGCACGUUGGAUCAGCUGUCAGAGUCACCGUCCCCUGCGCCCACACCCUCUCCAACACCAAUGGAAGAUAUCAGUCCACGGGCAGUGACUUCACCAGGCAGACUGUCCCUGUCAGAAAAGAAGUUUGACUACCGACAAUUUGCUGCCAUUCCUUCUUCCAAACCUGUUUACGACAUUCAGUCUCCUGGUGCAGGUGGUGAUGUGCACUUCAUGGAUGAUAACCCAGUGUCUGUUGUAGAUCCAGAAGUUCCUGUGGCCACCACAUCUGCUCUAGAGGAGAUGGCUCUCUACAGUAACAAGCGCAAACUACGACAGGGCCGCCGCAGCCUGGAGGCUCCAGUGCCCACAUAACUGUACACUCACACACUAAUGCAUCUGAACUGUGAAGAUAAAACACACAUAGUGAUCAUCUAAUGCUAAGAGAUGCCACACAUGGCUUAGAAUGCUCUGAAAUACACAUUGUUGACAGAUAUUAAACCACUCUUAUUUCAGUGCCCACAACACAGGUUGGGAGGUGAGUCUCCCGAACGCUAGUCUUGCCUUUUCAGUUGAAAAGGGUUGCUCAGAUUUUACUAUGGGAGGUCCAGAGGAUGGCUGAUUGAUUUACCUAUUUGACUGUUUUUCUGUCUGUCGGCAUUUUAGAAGCAGAGUUAUUUUAAGAGAUGCUGUGGGUGUUUCUUUCUAAACGCUUUCAAAACCUCCUCUAGAAAUGAAAAUGUGGAAAGGCAGAAAAGGAGCUAUUUAAACAUAACUCUGUUCAUUUUUUGGGAGAUUCAGUUUGCAGACGAUAUACUGCUACCUUCACUGCCCCAUGUAAGCCAGACUUCCACUUUUGUUGCUUUAAUUCACAAUCAGAAAAAAGUUUUUAUUCCUUUUAAAUGUAAUUUAUUGAUGUAAUAUACUGUUUUUAAUCUAUGGGAUUCCAAUACAAUAGAGGAACAAAUUGAGGCUUUUUGACACAUGUAUAAGCUGAUUACUUAUUUUGUGACGAAUUUAGAUUUUGGGGUUUGGGAUAAAUUUUCUUGCACGCAGCAUUUUAAAAAUGAAAAUGAGGCCUUGCCAUAAAGCUUUAUUUCCAUUUUCUAUCCUUAUCAGUUUCGAAACAGAAUUUCUUCUUUAAGGUGAUGCAAAUGAAUGUAAUAUUUUUGAAAGGUUGCAUCUGACCUUAUUUAAAGAUCUGUUAUAAACCUUUUCCUAAUAUGUAUGAUCAUACCAUAUCAUGAAGACUGACCUACUGUAUUGAGUAGCGUCAUUCUAAACCUUUUAAUUGAUCUCUAGUCUUCCUUUAAUGGACUAGGAGAAUAAAAUGAAGUGGAUAAUGGUUUCAUAAGAUUUUUGUCCCUUUGCUGAUGGUCUUCCUCAAGGACACUAAAAUGCAUUCUCCAUUUUUAUUUCUGCGUCUUGUUCUGGGCCAUCUAUACACUGAAUCAUUCCCUUUGCUACACAGAGUGACUAGACUUGAGAAUUUCACUCUUUGACAACCCAUCAUUCGCCAGACAUAUAACCUUACCUCUCCAUGAACAGAUGGUACCAUUUUGGGAGGGAGGAAGAAAUUGAAUCAUCGGAGAACAUUUGGUCUUUAUAAACAUCUGCAAAUCUUGCUCGUAUCUUUUCUUUCUCUUGUUCUGACAGGUGUGUGAAGGUAGUAGAUGUUUUCUAAUCUACAUUUUAAAUAGUUGAACUUUCAAAGCCACUGAAAAGCUCAUCGUGUGAAUAAUGUAUAAAUGCUAAAAAAAAAAAAAAAGAGGCAAAAAUCGAAUCUGAGCCUUUCUGCCCCAAGACCAAACUAAAGUCUGAAGGGUAUAGAUGAUUCUACCAGGGUCUUGACGACUGAUCCCUGUGUUUGUAUAUUGGCUUAUUGCAAUUUUACUGUCAAUCUUGUGUGAGGACUAAUAUGAUAGACUUUUAUUAUUCCUUCAAGUAAAGAGUUUUAUUUCACCGUUCUCAAAUCAGUUGUUCACACCCUAGCUGCCAUCAACACUGUGUCCCGAUGAACCUGUCAAACAUGAAAAAAAAAUUAAUUUACUAAUAUUAGCUUUUGUGUUGCUCUCAUCGACUGAAAUUCAGUUUAAUAACAGUUUGGGAUUGCUCAUCAUUGUAUUUUUUAAAAACUGCAGUUUGAGGAAAAAAAAGAAGUUGGUUUUCUGUAACCGAUGGGAUAAUGGGAUUCACUACAUUUUUAUUUUUUCAAAGCAGAAGAGUUUGAUUUCUCUUGUUGUUUUCUUGUCUUGAUUUAUUGUUGGGGAGGAUAUUCUUUUGUUUUGGUUUUUUGCUAAAGGGGAGGGUGGGACUAAAGGUCUGGGGUUAGAGUUCAUUCAGGACUGUAACUAGUGAAUUUGUACAACCAAAGAAGUCUAUUUUGUGGUUCAGGAAUAAUAAAGUUUACUUUUCAUUUAA
This is a messenger RNA of Sinocyclocheilus grahami, 8636 nucleotides long. Its product is annotated as protein scribble homolog. The coding region runs from base 1062 to 6590 and encodes 1842 amino acids. The record is from RefSeq and is a predicted model, not a curated record. Gene Ontology annotation, molecular function: protein kinase binding. The transcript is spliced from 44 exons. Gene Ontology annotation, cellular component: postsynaptic membrane; postsynaptic density; adherens junction. NCBI's taxonomy places the organism in Eukaryota, Metazoa, Chordata, Actinopteri, Cypriniformes, Cyprinidae. Gene Ontology annotation, biological process: cell-cell adhesion; neurotransmitter receptor transport postsynaptic membrane to endosome; receptor clustering.